AUGAAUCUCCCUUCGGAGUGUGAUGUGCUCGUCGUUGGUAGCGGCAAUGCCGGCUUCUGCGCAGCCAUAUCCGCCGCCCAGGCUGGGGCUCAAAAAGUGAUAAUCAUCGACAAAUGCCCCGAAGAAUGGGCAGGUGGAAACUCCUAUUUCACUGCAGGAGCGUUCCGCACGACUCAUGACGGUCUAGACGAUUUGCUUCCCUUGGUGAAUAAUGUCGACCAGACAACGGCGCAGAAGAUCGAGAUGGCCAGCUACACUGAGGCUGACUUUACCGGUGACAUGAACCGAGUGACUGGCAAUCGGACUGACCGCGAUUUAUGCCGGAUUCUAGUGACUGAUUCCAAUCCAACCGUCAAGUGGUUAGCAGCCAACGGAGUCCGGUUUCAACUUUCGUUCAACCGCCAGGCAUAUGAAGUCAAUGGCAAAAUCAAGUUCUGGGGCGGACUCGCCCUCAAAACCCAGGAUGGAGGCAAAGGACUCAUCCAAGACCAUAUCCAAGCCGCUCGAGCACACGGGAUCAACAUCUUCUAUUCAACCGCAGCGCAGCGGCUCAUCCGCGACCCGACCUCUCGCGCCGUGACAGGAGUCGAAGUCAUACAUCAGGGCCAGGAAACGACCAUCCGAGCCCGCGCCACCAUCCUGGCCGCCGGCGGAUUCGAAGCCAAUCCACGCAUGCGAUCCCAGUUCCUCGGUCCAGGCUGGGACGCCGCUUUGGUUCGUGGCACUCCUUACAACUUCGGAGACGGCCUUGAGAUCGCCAUCCGUGAUGUCUCCGCCAAACCCGCAGGGAACUGGUCUGGCUGCCAUUGCGUGGCAUGGGAUGCCAACGCGCCUGCGGACACAGGAGAUCGCGAAGUCUCGAACGAGUUCACCAAAUCGGGCUAUCCGCUAGGCAUCAUGCUGAAUCGCCAGGGUCACCGGUUCGUGGAUGAGGGCUCAGAUCUCCGCAACUAUACCUAUGCCAUGAUCGGACGACAGAUCCUGCAACAACCCGGCCACGUCGCGUUCCAGGUGUGGGACUCGCGGACAAUAUCCUGGCUGCGCACAGAGGAAUACCGGCCUGAGGUCGUACAGCAGAUCACCGCGUCGUCGAUCCCCGAGCUUUCGGAGAAAUGCGCCGAACACGGUCUCGAAGAUCCAAAGCAGUUGGAACGCUCUAUUCAUGAAUACAACGAGGCUGUUUAUGAGAGCCAACGACAGGAUCCGAAGCGGACAUGGGAUCCAGCCGUGAAGGACGGCUUGUCGACUCAAUCACCGGCACGCAGAUUAACAAUCCCCAAAUCCAAUUGGGCUUUGCCUGUCGACCAAGGGCCUUUCCUAGCGGUCAAGGUCAGCUCAGGAAUCACGUUCACGUUUGGAGGACUAGCUGUCAAUCCGGAGACUGUGGGUGUUAUCUCGUCGUUGACGAACGAGGAAAUCCCUGGGUUGUAUUGUGUUGGAGAGAUGCUUGGAGGGUUAUUCUAUGAUAACUACCCUGGAGGCAGCGGGUUGACUUCAGGAGCGGUGUUUGGUCGACGUGCAGGACGGGCUGCUGCUGCUGCCGCUGCGUGA
This is a messenger RNA of Aspergillus steynii IBT 23096, 1551 nucleotides long. Its product is annotated as flavoprotein subunit of succinate dehydrogenase/fumarate reductase. NCBI's taxonomy places the organism in Eukaryota, Fungi, Ascomycota, Eurotiomycetes, Eurotiales, Aspergillaceae. The transcript has a single exon. The record is from RefSeq and is a predicted model, not a curated record. Bases 1 to 1551 code for a protein of 516 amino acids.